This is a messenger RNA of Cydia pomonella (codling moth), 1745 nucleotides long. It is a transcript of the gene jet, whose product is annotated as F-box/LRR-repeat protein 15. Bases 504 to 1322 code for a protein of 272 amino acids. The record is from RefSeq and is a predicted model, not a curated record. The transcript has 3 exons. Lineage: Eukaryota; Metazoa; Arthropoda; Insecta; Lepidoptera; Tortricidae. Gene Ontology annotation, molecular function: protein binding.
GGGCUAUAACCGCGAAAAUCGAAGUUCGUCAAUUGCGGGCAUUUUUCUCUGUCACUCUAAUUACGUCUGAGUGAGAGUAAAAGAGAAAGAUCCCCGCAAAUUGCGAAUUUCGGUUUUCGCGGUAGGCCCCCUGAACAUAUUUGGCAUAUAAAAAUACUUUGUCUCUAAGGUACCAAUUGCAUCCACACUUUAUCAGGCCUGAUAACAGACCCGAUAUCGGGCCCGAGAAAUAUUAUAAUUUCCGUUUUCUCAAAUAUCAGCACAUCAUUUACAAUGUUUAAAAUGCUAUCUAUCUAGCAAAAUAUAAUAUUUGCUACACCCUUUCCAAAUAAAGCAUAUGGUAUGCAAAUAAAGAUCUCUAUCUCUCUAAAAUCCAAACGCCAAACGUCACUGUCACUGUCACGAAACGUAAAUAAAAGGUGUAAAAACAUAACGCAGGAUUCUAUAGAAAAUAUUCUAAUAUCUAAUAUGAAUAACUUUAUAUUCACAAUAUCUUACUAAACAUGAAAAGAAACACGCACUUAUUCGAUCUUUAUUGGGAAGAUAUUAUAGUGACUUAUGUUCUACCUUACCUGACCAUACGGGAGUGUUUCAAUUUUCGCUGUGUGUCCAAAACAUGUCUUCAGAUAGUAAAUAUGUAUUUUACACAGAUGAAAGCACUGAAACUAAUAAAUGAAGGUUUCUCCCCACACACACUUAAUGUAUUCGCAAUAAACUGUUCCAAGCUUACAGUAUUAAACCUGACUCGAUGCUCAACCGUUACAGACGCAGACCUGAUUCCAGUUUUACGGCAAAACAUAAAUUUGGUCAAUUUAAACCUAAGUCAAUGCAACAAUUUGUCAGCAAAGUGUUUACAACCAGUUAUUCUAUACUGCAACAAUUUACGUACGUUGAGACUGGCUCGUUGCUUGUGGCUAACUACAGGGGCGAUGGAGGCUCUAGCUUUACACCAGAGUAUGCUUGAGGAUGUAGAUUUGUCCUAUUGUGUGACAAUCUCAGAAAGUUGCAUACUUAUAUUUAUAAAAAAGUUUAGACUUCUCAGAAUAUUCAAUUUGGAAGGCAAUUGGCAGAUUACAGAUAAGUGCUUGUAUGCCAUGUCGAAGAAUAGUGUUGUAUUGAAAAUGCUCAAUCUGGGCGGCUGCUCAGAUAUCACAGACAAGGGAAUCAGAGCACUAGCCCUCCACUGCCCCAUGCUAGAGGGCCUUCUAAUCCGAGGCUGCACAAAGGUGACAGAGAACAGUCUGCAGCUGAUGCGGCCGCGGGUGAAGAUGGAUCGGAGGCCUGUGGACCCGGUGCCAAGGCCUAUUUACAUACAGAUAUAAAUUGUUUCGUGGGUAUGUCACAACUCCAAAUUAUAGCAGGGGUUAAACUAAUUUUGCGGUUUAAACUAACGCGACAUGUUUCGGAGAACCUAGGUCUCCUUUCUCAAGCAGCAGUGCGAGCAGCGUUCACAACGGUGGUGCUUCACGUACUGUUGCACGCCGCGUCGCACACUGAGAGAGCUGUUGUUGUAGACGGGCAUAGUGGUGUGUUUGGGUGUUUAAAUUCGAUUAUAACAGGGUGUUUACAGGCCAUUACGGGGUCAAAGAUGUCUUGGCCAAGAUUGGACACUCGGACAACACCAAUUUUCGAAUGUGUGGCGAAGAGGAAGAGACAUUAAGAAACCUAAUGUGUGAAUGUCACGCCCUCACCAGGCAGAAUGAAGGACUUUGGAGCAGGCUAUCUGGAGCCAAAGGAAUUCAAAG